Messenger RNA from Xenopus tropicalis (tropical clawed frog), 5537 nucleotides. It is a transcript of the gene sin3a, whose product is annotated as SIN3 transcription regulator family member A. Gene Ontology annotation, cellular component: nucleolus; chromosome; protein-containing complex. Gene Ontology annotation, biological process: regulation of DNA-templated transcription; negative regulation of transcription by RNA polymerase II. Bases 350 to 4177 code for a protein of 1275 amino acids. The record is from RefSeq and is a predicted model, not a curated record. The transcript has 21 exons. NCBI's taxonomy places the organism in Eukaryota, Metazoa, Chordata, Amphibia, Anura, Pipidae. Gene Ontology annotation, molecular function: RNA polymerase II-specific DNA-binding transcription factor binding; transcription corepressor activity.
UUCCGCUCUAGCUUGCUUGCAAGAGCGGAGAUCGAUGGGCGUGUCAUGCAGGCGCUCGCCCACUGUGCGUCUUCUAGAUAGUCUGCUUUGGAACGCAAUUGGUCCUUUAGCUUGAUUGACAGUUACAGUUAUCCAAUGAGGUGUCGCGCUUGGUGGCGCCCUGCGCGGUGUGGCGGAGGCGGGAUUUUCCCGGUGACAGAGAGGAGCGCACGGCCGGUAACCGGAGAUCCAGUCCUCAUCAAAUUUUCACGGUCAAGGUGGCUCUUUGCGAACUGAAAGUAAGAACGGGAUACGUGAAUGGGGCUAAAGUAAAGCAGGGCCAUCACUGGUGCUUGACUAUGUUCUCAGGAUGAAGCGGCGACUGGAUGAGCCAGAGGCAGCUGCCUAUCCACCUCAGCCACGGAGGAUCACCGAAUCUUUUGCCCACACACACCGUGUGCUUGCCCCUGCUCCUCCAACAUAUGAACCGCCUCCUGAUUCUAUGCAGCCCACUGCGGGCAUCCAGUACUCAGUAGCUCCUGGAUACCAGGUUUCAACAGUGCCACAGAGCUCUGGAGGCCAUGGCCAGGCAUCACUUACUGCAGUGCAUGGUAGUCAUCACCACAGCACGCCUGUGCCAAGCCAUGGGGGACCAGCUGUUCAGAGUCAUGCUCAUUCAACCCCACCAGCUGCACCUGCGCAAGGGCAACAGUUUCAGAGGCUAAAGGUGGAAGAUGCUCUUUCUUACCUUGACCAGGUAAAACUGCAGUUUGGUAGCCAGCCGCAAGUGUACAAUGACUUUCUUGACAUAAUGAAGGAGUUUAAAUCACAGAGUAUUGACACACCAGGGGUCAUAAGCCGUGUGUCUCAACUCUUUAAAGGUCACCCAGAGCUAAUAAUGGGCUUUAAUACUUUCUUGCCACCUGGAUACAAGAUAGAGGUGCAAACAAAUGACUUGGUUAAUGUAACCACUCCUGGUCAAGUUCACCAGAUUACAACACAUGGUCUGCAGCCUCCAGUUCCUCAAGCUCCUCCACCAUCACAACCAUCUGCCCAGCCCAUUCCAUCACCAGUACACCCAACUCCUCAGCCACCGCCAGCUAAAAUCAGCAAGCCAAUGCAGUCCCAGGCUCACACCCCAACAAACCAGCAAAGCACACCUAUACAGUACCCAUCUCCACGGUCUCCACCAGCGCAACCACACACACCAGGACCUUUGGCACAUGCUACACCCACUGCAACUGCAGCAACUCCUACAAUGCAGAACAACCAGCCAGUUGAGUUCAACCAUGCAAUUAACUAUGUAAACAAGAUCAAGAACCGCUUUCAAGGCCAACCAGACAUCUACAAGUCAUUUCUUGAGAUUCUGCACACAUAUCAGAAGGAACAGCGCAAUGCUAAAGAAGCUGGAGGUAAUUACACGCCAGCCCUGACUGAGCAGGAGGUCUAUGCCCAAGUAGCAAGACUUUUCAAAAACCAAGAGGACCUGUUAUCAGAAUUUGGGCAAUUUCUUCCUGAUGCCAACAGCUCUGUGCUUUUGAGCAAAACAACUGCUGAAAAAGUAGAAUCUGUAAGAAAUGAUCAUGGGGGCACAGUGAAGAAGCCACAGCUUAACAAUAAGCAGCAGAGGCCCAACCAGAAUGGCUGCCAAAUUAGACGACACUCUGGGACUGGUGUCACACCUCCAGUUAAGAAGAAACCUAAAAUUCUUAUCCCUAAAGAUCAAUCACUGGCAGAUGCCAACAAACAUGGAGCAGGAGCAGAAUCGCAGUUUUUUGACAAGGUUCGGAAGGCUCUGCGGAGUGGGGAGGCAUACGAUAACUUCUUGAGAUGUCUGGUGAUCUUUAAUCAAGAAGUAAUUUCCCGGUCAGAGCUAGUUCAACUGGUGUCCCCAUUCCUAGCUAAGUUCCCAGAGCUGUUCACAUGGUUUAAAAAUUUCUUGGGUUACAAAGAGUCCUCACAUUUGGAGAGUUUCCCUAAAGAGAGAGCUACUGAGGGUAUUGCCAUGGAGAUUGACUACGCCUCAUGUAAGCGUUUGGGGUCAAGCUACCGAGCCUUGCCCAAAAGCUUCCAGCAGCCAAAAUGCACUGGCAGGACACCACUCUGUAAAGAGGUUUUAAAUGACACUUGGGUGUCUUUUCCUUCCUGGUCAGAAGACUCUACUUUUGUGAGCUCUAAAAAGACACAGUAUGAGGAACACAUUUACCGAUGUGAAGAUGAGAGAUUUGAGUUGGAUGUGGUUUUGGAAACCAACCUGGCUACCAUUCGUGUUCUGGAGACUAUCCAGAAGAAACUUUCACGGCUUUCUGCAGAGGACCAGGCCAAAUUCAGGCUGGACAAUACACUUGGAGGAACAUCUGAGGUCAUCCACCGCAAGGCUCUGCAGAGGAUAUAUGCAGACAAAGCUGCCGAUAUAAUAGAUGGUCUAAAGAAAAACCCUGCUGUCGCUGUACCCAUUGUUCUAAAGAGGUUGAAAAUGAAGGAGGAGGAGUGGCGGGAAGCACAACGUGGGUUUAAUAAGAUCUGGCGGGAACAAAACGAAAAGUACUAUCUUAAAUCUCUAGAUCAUCAGGGCAUCAAUUACAAACAGAUUGAUACAAAGGUGUUGCGUUCCAAGAGUCUCCUUAAUGAGAUUGAGAGCAUAUAUGACGAGCGGCAGGAACAAGCUUCAGAAGACAAUUCUGGGAUCUCUUCUGGCCCACACCUCACACUCACUUAUGAUGACAAACAGAUACUGGAAGAUGCAGCCUCACUUAUCAUCCACCAUGUAAAACGACAGACUGGCAUACAAAAGGAGGACAAAUAUAAGAUAAAACAGAUUGUCUAUCACUUCAUCCCAGAUUUACUUUUUUCCCAGCGGGGAGAGCUCUCUGAUGUAGAGGAAGAAGAAGAGGAAGAAACAGCUGAGACUGAAGAUGGGGUUACAAAAAAACAUAAUGGAGUGGGGGUUGGUGGGGGUAGUAGUCCUCCAAAGGCUAAGCUGAUGUUUGGAAAUACAGCAGCACAGAAGUGGCGCGGUGUGGAGGAUGCAUACAACCUUUUUUAUGUGAACAAUAACUGGUACAUAUUCCUUCGCCUACAUCAGAUACUAUGCUCCCGACUUCUUCGCAUCUACAACCAGGCAGAAAAACAAGUGGAGGAAGAGAUGAGAGAAAGGGAAUGGGAAAGAGAGGUACUGGGUCUGAAGAGGGACAAAAAUGACAGCCCAGCUAUCCAACUGCGAUUAAAAGAACCAAUGGACAUAGAGGCUGAGGAUUAUUACCCAGCAUUCCUAGACAUGGUUCGGAACUUGCUUGAUGGGAACAUGGACUCCAAUCAGUAUGAAGAUUCUCUGCGAGAGAUGUUUACUAUCCAUGCCUUUAUUGCCUUUACUAUGGAUAAGUUGAUUCAGAGCAUUGUUAGACAGCUCCAGCACAUAGUCAGUGAUGAAAUCUGUGUGCAGGUGACUGAACUGUACCUUUCUGAGAGCAGUAGCAAUGCCACUGGUGGGCUGUUAACCACUCAGGCCUCACGCAACCUGAAUGAAGCAAACUACCAACGCAAAGCUGAGCAGCUAAUGUCAGAUGAGAAUUGCUUUAAGCUGAUGUUCUCCCAGAGUCGCGGACAGGUCCAGUUAACAAUUGAACUACUGGACACUGAGGAAGAAAACUCUGAUGACCCAGCGGAGACCGAGCGCUGGUCUGAUUAUAUUGAGAGGUACAUGAACUGUGACUCCACUUCCCCAGAACUUCGAGAGCACCUUGCACAGAAACCUGUGUUUUUGCCUAGGAACCUGCGCAGAAUAAGAAAAUGCCAGAGGGGCAGGGAGCAGCAAGAGAAAGAUGGGAGUGGAAAGCGUGCACUGGAGAACUUGGAGAGCCUUGAUAAGCUUCAGUGCAAGUUUAAACUGAAUUCUUACAAGAUGGUCUACGUGAUAAAAUCCGAGGACUACAUGUAUAGACGUACUGCCCUGCUGCGGGCACAACAGUCCCACGAACGAGUGAGCAAACGAUUGCACCAGCGCUUCCAGUCGUGGCUGAGAAAAUGGAACCUUGAACAUGUUAGUCAUGAAAUGGCCUCUGAAACCAGAAAGUGGCUGAUGGGAGAAGGAGUUGAGGGAAUGGUGCCUUGUACCACUAGUAGAGACUGUGAGAUUCUGCACUUUGUGGACAUAAACAAGUAUCGAGUCAAGUAUGGGGCAACCUUCAAAACCCCAUAAAAUUUUUAAUCUGGAGAGAAGUAAAUUUUAAAAAUACUGAGAACUCUUAUUGAGAUUGAUCUGAAGAGCAUUGCCUGCUGUCUAAACCAGAAGGAUGACUAUCAAAGGCAUGAGUAGGCCUCAAACUCACGUAAAGAAUUUAUGAACCUCUUCUGCUGCCAGAGGAAUAUUUUUAACCCUCUGGCUGGAGAAAUGGUACAGUGUUACUGAAAAUGUCCUACCUUCCUGCCAUUUUGUCCCAGUAAACCCACUUUGCCACCCUUCUGUAAAUACAUGCGUGUACAUAACGUCAAGGAAGGUCCUUUUGAUUAAUUUCCUGUACCCCAUAUUGCAUAUUAUUUUAUAACAAGUAUCAUUAGUUUUAUGUUAGAUGUCUGUAACAUAGUAAUGGGGAAAGGGACAUCUUAGAAAGCCACACCCUCCUUUAUUACAGUUUUUACCAAAGGGAGUCUGUUGACAAGUGUGGUUUUAGUAUAUAUAUAUAUAUAUAUAUAUAUAUAUAUAUAUAAUUUCAUUCUUCCCUUGACUGUCUGUCAGUGUGUUUUAUUUUUCUUUCCCAACCCAACUUUAUUUUUUUUUUUUUUCCUGACACCCUUUUUUUAAAAACAUUGUAAAUAAAGUAAAGGUUUGGUAUGAUUUUGUUUUUUUUUUUUUAUGAAACAAAAGUUUAAAAUAACUUUUGGGCAUUUUUUUUAGCAUUGUAUCAAACAAGGUUUCUUAUUUUUUUUUUUUUUUUAAAAAGUGUCUCAUGAAACCAUGGAGAGUCACUUGUUAUGCGUGGGAUAGAAGUAAUCGCUGACAAUCACAGAGGUUUGUACAAUUAAUAUUUUCACUGCUGCCAAGUGUUUCAAAACAUAAAAAAAUCGUUGAAGCUUAAUUAGAAAAUGCAAUAAUGAAAAUAGCAAUUGCAAUAUUCUUGAGCUGCUAAGAUUGCUAAUAACAUUUUAUUUAUACUGCAACAGUUUUGUUGUUUUUGAAAGUGAGAGCUGUUGACACUUUCCCACAGUGCAGCAUGUCAUGACUUAUCUUUUCACUGGCGAGUAUUUCAAAACAUUGGUUAUGAUUGGUGGAGUAAAUGAGAGCUCUGUGGCUUUAACUUGCCACUGAUAUCAGUUGCCUUUUCAGCUCUUAAUGUAAAGUGAAAGUAUACCCAAAAAAGAAGGAUGAAUAAACUUCAAAAAUGUAGUUUCUUCUGCCUACAUUAGCGGUUUUCAGUAUUACAAGUUUUCAUGUGUCAGUACAGUAGUGUGCAUUUCAUUUCAGAUCCUUGUUUAAUAUUCAUCAGCUAAAUAUAUUUAACUGCCGACAUUACUCUGAUGUUUGCAUAUUUUUCCAAUAAAAGUGUAAUAUUAAGACUUUA